Paramisgurnus dabryanus is the source of this 1062-nucleotide messenger RNA. RefSeq names its product calcyphosine-like a (gene capsla). NCBI's taxonomy places the organism in Eukaryota, Metazoa, Chordata, Actinopteri, Cypriniformes, Cobitidae. The record is from RefSeq and is a predicted model, not a curated record. Gene Ontology annotation, molecular function: calcium ion binding.
AGACUUGAGUUUCAAGAGGCGGAAGGACCCGCAGGUGUUCCGAGACAAACACACGAGACCCUCAGCUUUCCACUUGAGAUCACCGCAACUAGCCAUUCAUUUGCCGAUAGCUGAAUUGGGAUCCACAGAGCCUCAUCUAAGGUGAUAAUGGGUACAGAUGCGUUGCAGGAGCUGAGACAGCAGUGUCUUAGUAGGGGUGCAUCAGGAAUCAAGGGACUUGGAAGAACGUUUAGAAUUAUGGAUGAUGAUGGAAGUAAAUCUCUGGACUUCCAGGAGUUUCAGAAAGGACUGGAAAACUAUGGCGUGUCUGUUGGGAAGGAAAAAGCCCAACAGAUAUUUGCCAUGAUGGACAAGGAUGGUAGCGGUUCCAUCAACUUUGAUGAAUUUCUUGAAAAAUUAAGGCCACCCAUGUCGAACGCUCGGAAGCAGGUGAUCAACCAGGCUUUUCAGAAGUUGGACAAGACGGGAGAUGGACUUGUGACCGUUGAAGAUCUACAGGGUGUUUACAACAGCAAACAUCACCCUAAAUACAAGAGCGGCGAAUGGACCGAGGAACAAGUUUUCCGCUCUUUCCUAGACAGCUUUGAUUCACCAUAUGAGAAGGAUGGCAAGGUCACGCUUGAGGAGUUUAUUAACUACUACAGUGGAGUCAGCGCCUCUAUUGACAGUGAUGAGUAUUUCAUCACCAUGAUGAAAAAUGCAUGGAAACUCUAGUCACGCCUCAGGAGGCCUUCCAUUCAGAUCUGUCCUGAAACGUUGACAUCAGUGUUUCUCAAUCUGGCUCCUCGGGAUAUUUUAAGCAGCUCACUGAUCUGACACAGGCAGAUUAGUGAUGCAUUUAAUCAGGUAUGUAUACUAAUGUGCAGUGCUUGGGAGCCACAUUGGAAAAACACUGAAAAUAAUCAAAUAGUUCAUGUUUGCACGUCAUCUUAAAAUCAAAGUCAGUUAAAUACAGUGCAUUAGAUUCGCCAUUUAAGAUACCAAAUAGUGAAAUGGGGCUUAUGCUAAAAUAAUCACUUGUACAAAUGAUUGUGCCUGUUAUCAAUAAACCUUUGAUUUCUA